ACUAGGCGGCAAUAAAUUAUAACGUAAUAUUAUGUUUUUUUUUCAUUGAAGUAAAUCAUGCCUCUAAACUAAAAGUAGGCUAUAGCUUAUAUUCAAUCGCUGUCAUUGGUCAGUCACCAAGUACAAGAACGAUUGAGUCAGCAUUGGGCACACAUCCUAUUGAUCACAUGAGAACGUAAAAUAUUGUAGGAAGCCUGUACGAUUUUAUUGAAAGACAGAAGGCAAUAUUUAAAGCAAGAACCAACGCAUGUAACAACAACCAUAUUUUUGACGUAAAUGUUAAGUAACUUUAACGCGGAAUACAUUACAUAACAUAAACAACUUGUAAAUUGUUUUACACAUUGUCAGUUAUAGCUGUUCGCAUAAUAAAUAUUCCCUCCCUACAAUUGCUCAACACCCUCCGUGUCAACUUUCCAACGAUGUGCAGGAAAUUGCAACAUGGAUCUCCUUGACUAAAUUAUUUUUGUCCCGAAGAAAAAACUGCUAUGGGGAGAAGCUAAUUUAGUGAGCGUAUUUAUUCAUCUGUAUUUAUUUUUGGAGGAGAGGAAACUAAUAUGAACUUGAAUAAACGUAAAGAGAAGUAGGCCUAACGGACAUGGGUUGGCUCCAGAACUUUCUCCUCCUCUCAGCCCUCAGCCUCAUCAGCAGCUCCACAGCAGCAGGUGAGGGCUGUAAGGAGUAUGGCCUGCAGUUUGAGCGGUCAUUCUCAGUCGUAGGGGAGGCUGCCAUGUUGAACUGCACCCUGGUAGCCCCUGAGGUGUUUGACUUUUGGAAUGUCUCCUACAACAUCCACUGGUACAGCGAGGACACACUGGAGCUGGGACAGGAUACAGAACAAACUCUUGUGAGGGGCACCGCUCUGUGGUUCCUCAAUGCUUCGCUGCAGGACACGGGCACAUACUUGUGUGUUGUGAGAACUCCAACCCAGUGUUUCUCUCUCACCACCUCACUGAUCGUGAACCAAACCAACUCACACUGUGACCGUCCAUAUAAAUUCCCUCUGACCCUCACCAACUUGGUCAAUGACAAACUGGUCUGUCCACUGAAGGACCAGUUAAAUGAAAUAGGACAUUUCUACUCCAUCCAGUGGUACAAGGCGAGCUCUGAGGGCUGUGAGCUAAUUGAAAACAAAGACAAGUAUACCUACAUUCGUGGGGGCCAGGAUCUGAUGCUGGCAAGGGUCCAACCCGAGGACAGAGGCUUCUACACCUGCACUGUCACCUUUGACCUUGGUGGGGUGCGCAGAAGCAUGUCAGCCACCAUCGAUUGUGGGGUGAAAGAGGAAUACGUCCUACUUCCUCGAAUAGUGGAGCCUGUUAAUGAGGUGGUCAAGGCAGAGUUAGGCUCGUCCUUCAGCAAGGUGUGUUAUGUGUUUGUGCCGUGUGUGGGGAAACAUUCUGUGGAUGUGUAUUGGCUAGACAAGGUUGCUGACGAAUACUUCGACAAUAACGCCACCAACAGAGUCUACCACCAAAAACAGCCGGACCAGAGACAGGUUGAUGGGGAAAAAGGUGUGUGGCUGAAUCACUUCCUGACAUUCUCUGAAGUGAAGCAGGAAGACUUCUAUGUCAACUACUCAUGUGAAGUCUACAGUUACCGUGGUAGUGUGGAGGCACAGUUCACACUCCUACCCGCAGAUCCCAACCUGAUGCUUCCUGUCGGCCUGCUGUUAGGCUGCCUGGCUCUAAACUUCACUGCUGCUGUGGUCUUCUACUAUCUGUUCAAGAUCAACAUCGUGCUCUGCUUCCGAGGAGUCUUCCCUUUCCUUUACAAAAGCACAGACGCUGAUGGGAAGCUGUACGACGCCUAUGUGGCGUAUCCUCGGCUGUUUGGACACAGAGCCAACAAGGAGUUGGAGGGGUUUGCCCUCCACACGAUGCCCCAGGUGCUGGAGGGAAAGUGUGGCUACAAACUCUUCAUACCGGGGCGAGACAACCUACCGGGGGAGGCUGUGGUAGACGUGAUGGAGGAGAGGAUACGGGCCAGCCGGCGUCUCCUGCUUCUCUAUUCCGCCUCCUCAUUCAGCAGCAGUGAUGUCAGCGCUGUCUCUGAGGCGUGGCAGCAUUGGUACGAGCGAGAGACGGCCAUGCACCACGCCCUGCUGGAGGGUAGUCUGCGUGUGGUGCUGCUGGAGCUGGAGGAGCUCCACCCUGCCCAACUGGCCGUCCUCCCACCCUCGCUACGCCAGCUACGGAAGAAGCAGGGCGUCGUGCGUGUCCGUAAGAACCACACGGCCCGCAAAACCACCAGGAGGCCGGGGGGGUGGAGUCUGGCAAGUGGGGAGGAGGAGAGGCAGGAGGGGGUGCAAGGCCUGGCAACACCCACUCUGUGUCCGUCAUCACGGUUUUGGAAGGAGCUGAGGUAUCACAUGCCAGUCAGGGGCAAGAGGACGCCAUGUUCUGAAAGAAAAACACUGGGGAACGUGUAAAUCUCUGUAAAAGACUGUAAUGUAAAAA
Hypomesus transpacificus is the source of this 2456-nucleotide messenger RNA. RefSeq names its product interleukin-1 receptor-like 1. NCBI's taxonomy places the organism in Eukaryota, Metazoa, Chordata, Actinopteri, Osmeriformes, Osmeridae. The record is from RefSeq and is a predicted model, not a curated record. Bases 596 to 2428 code for a protein of 610 amino acids. The transcript is spliced from 11 exons. Gene Ontology annotation, molecular function: interleukin-1 receptor activity. Gene Ontology annotation, biological process: signal transduction.